Stegastes partitus (bicolor damselfish) is the source of this 1822-nucleotide messenger RNA. RefSeq names its product periphilin 1 (gene pphln1). Gene Ontology annotation, biological process: protein localization to heterochromatin; negative regulation of gene expression, epigenetic; negative regulation of DNA-templated transcription. Lineage: Eukaryota; Metazoa; Chordata; Actinopteri; Pomacentridae. Bases 115 to 1308 code for a protein of 397 amino acids. The transcript is spliced from 11 exons. The record is from RefSeq and is a predicted model, not a curated record. Gene Ontology annotation, cellular component: nucleoplasm.
CGCGCCUGCCGUAAAUACACUAGCGGUUGUCCACAAAGCUACCGGGAAAGGCUAAGCUAACUAAACCACAGAUAAGGAUUGUUUUGAAGAUUCGCAGAAGUCCUUGGAACCAUAAUGACAUACAGAAGAGACCGAAGUAUACGAGAGGUGUAUGAGGAACGUUUUCUGCCAGACAGACCCGGUCCGUACCCGCGGGCAGGUGGAGGUGUAGAGAGGAGAGGCCCCUUUGGCAGGCCAGAGGACGACUACAGCCGCGGCGGGUACGAAUACGAAGGAGGUCCGCGCUUUUACCCGAACGGAGGCGGCCCUCGAGGUUACCAUGAAGACCAGAGGGGCUACCAUGGCGAUGGCCAUCAUUUCCCCGGUGAACGCAGAGGCAUUCCCCCUUCAAGGAGGGAGGACUAUCCUUACAGAGUACCCAGGGAAGACCCACACCAAGGGCGGCCUAUGGAAUUUGGUGCUCGUGCGCCACCUCCUCACAACGUCCGAGGCCAGGGCAUUUAUCCGGCACCCAGAUCGCUCCCGGAGGGCGGAGAAGACACAUUAGUUCAGGCCAUCCUAAACCUGGACAGAGGGGAGGACAGAGACCACUACAGGAGGAAGACCGGUCCGUUCCCUCUCCUCAGAGAACGCUCCCCUGUUCGCCGGGACGUGGCUCGUUCUCCUCACAGUCGCUCCGGUUCUAGCGUGAGCAGCAGAGGCUACUCGCCAGACAGAGCCAAGAACCUGCCUUUUCCCGCACAGCAAGGCAAGAGUGCGGACGGUCCAGAGGGUCACGCAGGUGUUUCUGAGCACCCCUGGGGGGCGCUCUAUCCUCAGCAGAGUGGACAUGACACUAUGGACAAAAUUCCCGGCCUGUCAAGAGAAGGCUCCCCACACAGUGCAACAUCAGCCAAGGAGGAGAACCAUCCCCCAGAAGGUGAAAAAGAAGAGCCACCAGCGGCUCCUGUCGUGGAAGAAAGCCAAAAAUCUACAGACAACUUUCAAGAGCGACGAGCCCUGGCCAUCGCAACCAAAGCCCAGGAGAUAGAAAAGGUGUACCGUCAGGACUGUGAGACGUUUGGAAUGGUGGUGAAGAUGCUGGUGGCCAAAGAUCCAAACUUGGAGAAACAGCUGCAGGUUCCCCUGAGGGAGAACCUCGGGGAGAUCCGCGAGCGUUGCCUGGAGGACCUCAAACAUUUCAUCGACGAGCUGGACGAGGUGGUUCGGCAGCAAGAGCCCUCGGCUUGCGAUUCAACCACCGCUUCGACGUCCCUGACGGGUCAUAAACUUUCAAAGACAGGCGUCAAUCACAGCUCAUCCUACUGACACAUUUGGCCUGAUCUGCGUUAUUAAUGUGAGACUGGUAGGAUUAACCGCUCGGGUUUUGGACUGCCGAGCUGAGCCCCUUAAACAGCACAGCAGUAAUGGACAGAGGAUGCGUCGUGUGGAGGAAUGAACAGUGUUAUUUUUGAACAGAUCAUUUUUACCUUAAAGUUCUCUGUUGUUUGAAAUUGUUAAUUAUAAAAAUAUUCCUCAAAGGUUUUUUGUUUUUUUUUUUCUGUCAAAUGUUGUCCGAAAAAAGCAUAUUUUCUUUAUUUAAAAUGACGCUAGUCUGACAUCGUUGUGGAAAUGGUUCACGUGGGGGUUCAUUAUUUAACCUUUUCUGAUGAAGACACAUUGUUGAGAACUGACUGUCAGUUCUCCAGCAUGAUCACACAUUUUGUAGUAUUUCCACAAUCUGUAAAUUCUUAUUUUGUAGCAGUCAGAUAUAUGACUCGGUGCUGCUAAAUUUACACCAGUUUGGCGUUCUUGUAUAAAUUUGUACUGUCUAGAAAUGCCA